AUGGCGACUCACCAAUCAGGCCACGAAAGUCGACACAGCAAACCCAAGCCACGUCAGGUCAAUCCCAUCACGGCCGCAAUACAGAGUUGGAUCGCAGCAACGCUUCCUUCUACAGAAUCUGAUAGUCAGAAUUCACGGAAUGAAAAUCUUAUAAACUCGGCGCCGAAACGCUUCACCAUCUAUGAGCCACUCGCCUUGCUGCCGACUGGAAGCUUCACUAGCGAAACAUGGGCUUCUAUCUUACGAACCUGCGAUGAAGCGACCUGCAAUUCUCUAUGGCGGUCCAUACUGGAGGAGAUCUCCAAGACUGGGCAGGGAAGGGUGACGCAUCUGGCUGUCAACGAGGGCAUACCGCUGCACAAGAACGGGGAAGACGCUGAGAACGUGCGAAGAAGCCCAAGCGGGCUGAGGAUGCUCUUUGGAGACUUUGGGUCGGCAAGAGGGGGCGAUCAGCCUACAAGAAGUGACUUUGACGAUGCUUUUUGGGUUGGGACGAAGCAGAAUGGGAUACUGCAGACGUGGGCUCCUAGAUGGACCAUGUUUUCACGGGGGAAUGUCAAGGAGAAAGCGAGGGUACUGGGAUUCAAACGUCCCCCCGUCGGACAAGGGGACAGAUGGGCUGUUGACUUGUAUGCUGGGAUCGGAUACUUUGUGUUUUCGUACGCUUCGCUGGGGAUGAGGGUUCUGUGUUGGGAAAUCAACCCCUGGAGCGUCGAGGGCCUUCGACGAGGUGCCAAAGCGAACAAAUGGAGUGUCAAGGUCAUUCAAGGCGAGGAUUUGGCGCUGCCGAUGGAGACGCUGCUUGCUGGAGGAGAAAGAAUUGUCGUCUUUCUGGAGAGCAACGAGAGAGCGUCGAAACGCAUUGCGGAGGCGCAAGAUUCGGAGCUGGCUAGCAACAUUACGCAUGUCAACUGCGGCUUCUUGCCUACUAGCGAACCCGUGUGGGAGAGUGCAUGGGAAAUUACACGGCUGGCUCCCGAGGCAUGGCUGCAUUUACACGACAACGUUGGCGUGGCAGACAUCGAGUCCCGGCGAGCAGCGAUUCAGACGACUUUUGCGGCGUGGGCUGCUUCGGGAGGAGGCUUAAGGAGGCCGAGCGUUGAGCAUGUCGAGCAGGUCAAGACGUUUGCGCCGGGGGUGUGGCAUUGUGUCUUUGACGUUUGUAUUACAGGCAGUAGUAUAUCAAAUAAUGGUACAUGA
This is a messenger RNA of Trichoderma virens Gv29-8, 1200 nucleotides long. RefSeq lists its product as uncharacterized. The transcript has a single exon. Gene Ontology annotation, molecular function: tRNA methyltransferase activity; S-adenosylmethionine-dependent methyltransferase activity. Gene Ontology annotation, biological process: wybutosine biosynthetic process; tRNA methylation. Bases 1 to 1200 code for a protein of 399 amino acids. Gene Ontology annotation, cellular component: cytoplasm. The record is from RefSeq and is a predicted model, not a curated record. NCBI's taxonomy places the organism in Eukaryota, Fungi, Ascomycota, Sordariomycetes, Hypocreales, Hypocreaceae.